Messenger RNA from Paramuricea clavata, 9752 nucleotides. Lineage: Eukaryota; Metazoa; Cnidaria; Anthozoa; Malacalcyonacea; Plexauridae. The record is from the annotation of a GenBank genome assembly.
AUGUUGAACCUCCGUGGAGAGGAAAUAUCUUCAGAGAAAGAGUUGAUAUUGUUGAGGGCAGGUGAGUUAGUAAAGUUUCUUUAUGGGAUUCGCUUCCGCGAAUUUUAUGGUAUGUCCAAUACAUCGACAACCCUUUGGUAUUGGAUGGCGAGGGCGGAAAAAGAAUUGUCAAGUUCCAACGUCUGUUGCAUCCCACCGCUUUAAAGAGCAUACUGGCGACCGAUCAGUAAAUAAGGAAAUGUCGGAGAAAAUAUUCCACCUAACUGCAUGGAUUGGUAAUACCUAUCGGUUCAGGUAUACGUAUACCUUGCGUAUCUGGCCGUGGUUUUGAGUUGCAGAAUAAUACUUGGGUGUGUUGGAAGGGGACGGGAAACACAUGAGUCAUGCAUAUCAAUCAUCUUUGUUUUCUUUGACUUGGUGAAAACAUCUCAAUCAUAAACAUCGUAAACAUGUCAAUCAAGUCCAAAGAAUAGUAUUUCGCUUCCACAAGACAUAACCCACAACAAUACUAGUUCAUGCAUAAUUAGCAAUUAUUGAGGUUAAGCAUGAUUUAAAGAAUUAUCAAGGACGAAAUUUGACUUAUACUGUUGACCUUUAUAUCACCUACAAUGUUGUUUCCACUUUUCUUAUAUUUACACGUUUCUCUUCUAGGAAUCUGUCGACAAUGCCGCAAAAAGUUGAGCACAAACGCCACAAUCCUGCAGGGUGAACAGUGAGAAGAGGUAAACACUACAUACGUGUAGCCACAGGGUAAAUACAAGGAAGUACAACAAACAAGGGACACACAGGCUUAUAAGCCAAACUAAACCAAGCGGCAUUUUUAGCAAGGCUUAACCCAGGGCUGAGAUACUGGCUAUAUGGCAGUUUUCCAUAUAGAGAUUAUAAAACAAUAGAGUGGGUAUUCUGGCAAUAAUGAGGGACAAUUCUUGAUGGCAGCAAUCUACAGUUGUAUACGUGCGAAUAUGCAGACAUCACUAAAGAUUUAUUUUUUAACUCAUUAUAGACAUCAGAUGAAGAACCUCCAGCCAUAGAGUUCACUGACGAGCGCAAAAUAAACGACGAGACUGUUGCAAUUAACGCUCGUUGAAGAUCUGGAGAAGCUGUUCACUAUACCAGCCUACCUCGUCCCAGGAAGAUCAACUUCAGAUGACACCAGCAGUCAGGCAAUGUGUGGAAGUGGUUCUCACCCACCAGAUAAACCAGCUGAUGAUGGUAAAUCUGCCACUACAAAAACAUUGGAAAUCUGCCACUACAAAAACACAAGAUCGCAAGCGUCAUUAAGACGGUAGCUCCAGAUUCCGCUCCGGAAUUGUGGGAAGCAGUAAGGACAAAGGGCAAAGUAACAAAUGCCAAGACCUGACAAUGGCCUGGUGCAAGUAAUAGUAGAAUCGUAUAAGCUAGCGGAAAAGACAGAGACAAGGAGAUAACUUCUUAGCAUUAUUUGAGCCAGUAAAUUAACGUAUGUGAGCUUACUGCACACAUUCCUAAGCUAACAAAAGAUACGAGUUCACUGCGGCAAGACGGUACGCACUUGAAGUUGGUGCAGGACCCCCUGUUUUAGCACCUUCCGUGAAACAAACAAGAGAAAGGGUGGAUCCUACAAAGCUAGAAAACUUCCUUGACUUCAUAACUUCCUCCAAUAUAGUACAAGAUCUUCCCUUUGGCUGGAGAACUCUUACGUUAAGCAGCUGUGAGAAGAUCGAUAUCAUAUCCCUAAUGUCAUACGAAUCGAACGAUGCUGCCUUCCCAUAUAUCUCAUCAGACAAUACAACCAGUACUGCAGCGAAGAAGACUUCAUUCCACUUUCUACCCGCACCCUCUUUCGUAUCUUGUCUGAGGCUUGCGUGGCCUCAGUAAGAAAGAGUUUGGAGGGCUUAGAUAGCUAUGCAGUGGAGGGCGGGCGUGGUUUUGAUGACCUGAUUUUCCCUCCUGGAUAGAUUGAUGCAGUAUGGUGCUAACGAUCCUGAAAUACACAAACUAAAGGACAGCCUUAAACAUCUCAAACAGUACACCAAAAGUGACUACAAGGUAUGUUUCCGAGUAUUUUAUACCGCCUCUUGAUAGAACGUAACCACGUGCCUCUUUUCUCCGCAGAUCCAUUGUUCCAUAGUUAGUUCUGUACCUGACCACUGCAGAGUGUUUGCACUUAGCCGUCCGAAGAAGAAAUGCUUCCAUCGACGCUGUGACCUCCACCACAAUCAACAGUGUGAGAGUUGUGAAAUAUUGAAAACGGUAAGUUAAUAAAAUACUAGAAAUACAUGCAUGCAAUAACCCCUCGCCUGUUUUCAAAAGAUGUAUACUCAGUGCCGUUGCGAGCACUUCGUCUCAGGGUGUGUGUGAGGUUAGAUAGGGGGGGGGGGGGGUUACAAAAAUGUUUCCAGAUGCACAAAAAAUUUUCAGGACAUAUAAUAAUUUUUCCGAAAAUACAAUUAUUUUGCAAAUUCACUUUCUCAUGUCCUGAGAAUUACCUGAAUUCCCCUGAAAAUCUUCUGCAAAUCUACUUAAAUUUACCUAAAGGUGCACUGUAAAUCUACCUGAAAUUCCUCGCGAACAAUUAUCAGGGGUGUUGCCCCCCCCCCAGUGAGUUUCAAGUAAACACUCUCUGAUUUAUUGUUCAUGUAUUUCACCUCCCAAAAUAUUGUGCAUCAUACUCUAAAGAGUUUUGCUGUUGUCAUGCUCUAGCGUGGUUCAAGUUUAUGAAUUUUUAUUAUAAUGUAUAGUGUUUUAUAGAGAUUUCGAGCACUGAAAUUAUUCAUGAUAAUCUCACAUGUGAAAAUUAACGCUUUUCAAUUAUCGCUUUUCUGUAAAAAUUAUCGCUUUUCUGUAAAAAUUAUCGCUUUUCAAAGACUGUCCUUUAUAUAAUAAACAGAAAAAUACAUGGGUGGUUGGAAAUACCAGAUUUAUUUUUUGUUUUGAACAUGACAUCUCACUCGUUCGCUGCGCUCACUUGUGAGAUAUCAUGUUCAACACUCGAAGUAAAGCUGGUAUUUCCGCGCACCUAUGUAUUCUCAGAUAUUGAAACUACAACUUGACUGGUUUAAAUUAUUAUCAAGUUAUCAGUGAUUGUAAAAGUUGCAGAUAGAAGUGUUUUGUUUUAUAUUAUUAUCAAGUUAUCAGUGAUCGCAAAACCUCCAAAUCCUUAAUUUCAAAAGCCCCACCGGCGCUAAUGCACUUAUCAUCGGCUUCCCCGGGGGUCGACCCCCGAACCACCCAGGGACUUUUGUUAAGAGGAUGAAACAAAACAUUACGCUUGAAAGAAUUUAUUUUAUAAAUAAUUAGGGUAAGAUGAAGUUUAUACUAUUCAAACUGAAUGAUUCUUAGAUAUGAGUAAUGUCCAUGCAUGCAAUACAGGCAUCGAUAUCUGACGCCUGAUGGUGAAGAUGGUGUAUGAUGGUCGAAGUGUGUCAGAUGGUGUAUGAUUGUGUAAGGUGGUUGUACAGGGAAGGGUUGUCAGAUGGUGUAUGAUGGUGUAUGAUGGUCAUGCAAAGUGUGUCAGAUGGUUGUCAGAUGGUGUAUGAUGAUGUAGGGCAUAAACGGAUUUUCAUAUUUAUUACUGGGGUGGUGCCAGAAAUUUUAGGGGGGUGAGCCGUGAGCAGGUGACUGAAGCAACACAAAGUGUCACAAAACUCUAGUAAGGUCUAUAUUCUAGGGGUGGAGCACUAGAGCCGCGAGGAGGAGUCUAGAGAGAGGAAAACAAAGUAUCCCAGGAAAAAUUUGAAAAAAAUCAUGAUUUAUAGCUUCAAAAAUAAGUUUUUUGAAGUUGUCAAUUUGUCAUAUCAAUGGAUAUGGCAUGUGCGAUUGUCUGUUGAGACUUGAGUGAGUUAAAGACUUAAAGUUAAUUGAACCUGUAAAAGUGUAAACCAAUAGGCCAAUACACAAUAUGCUUUUACUUUUAUAAAGUCAUUGACAUUGUGUUGUUUGAAUCCGAGUACAAUUUAUGAUGCAACUCCGAUGUAAAUAAUAUUUGGGGCGUAAAGAUUAAAUCUAGGCAAGUCAAUUUGCUAAAAGAAUUAAAAACUAAAAAUAUUACCUAAAAACACAUAAACUAAAAAUAUUUUAAACGCCGGGACAAAACCAGAUAUGUUUGCGGAUGAUACCCAAAUUGCAACAUCAAGUGACGAUAUCAAAGUUAUCACUGAAACAUUAAAUAGGGAUUUAAACAAUGUUGCAUAUUGGCUGUCCGCAAACAAAUGAACUCUGAACAAUAGUAAAACCGAAUAUAUGAUAAUUGGUUCCAAGAAAAGGCUUAGUCAAGUGACUGCCGAUCCUGCUAUCAGUAUAGGUAACUUAGAAAUUAAGAGAGUUGAAAUGACAAAACAUUGGGCCUAAUGAUAGACGAGUCUUUAGACUGGACCGCGCAGGUCGAACACAUUUCAAAAAAGGUCACUUCAGGCCUUGCUAUUCUCAGACGACUCCGGGAUACAGUCGAAUUUAAUACCUUAAUAACAGUAUACAAAUCCAUAAUUCAACCAUAUUUCGAUUAUCGUGCUCAAGUGUGGGGUUGCUUAGGGAAAACAUUAGCAGCUAAAGUCCAAAAAUUACAAAACAGAGCGUUUUGAAUAAUCACUCGUGAGAAUUAUACGGCACGAUCGGCUGAUAUAUUAAACAAGCUAAAAGUUCCGAACCUCUAAAAAAGAAGAAUGCAACAACUUUCAAUUCUCAUGUACAAGGUGAAAAACAAAUUGGUCCCCGAUUACUUGUGUGAUAUGUUCACAAAUGUUGGUGAUGUACACGUCCAUAGCACAAGACAGUCGGGAGCCGAUUUGACAUUGCCUAAACCAAAAACAAAUAGUAUGAAAAAUGCAUUCUCCUACGAGGUGCGGAAGUCUGGAACUGCCUUCCUGCAUCGGUAAAAGCAUCAACAACUAUUGCUAAUUUUAAAUCUAACUUGAAGCAUGCAAAUUAACAUCAAGUGAUCCUGCCAUUGUUUCCAUCUACUUAAAAUAAUUUUCUUGUAAUUAUUUCUUAUUUCUGUUUGCGUGAGCACGGCCGGUUGGAAGAUCACCUUUUUUCUUUUCAUCCCUUGUACAUAAUUAAUUUUAGUAUAGGUGAAAUUGUACCGUGUUGAAAUAUAAGUUCAUAAUAAUAAUAAUAAUAAAUAAUAAUAACCCUGUAGUGUUGGUAAAAAUUCCAAAGUUCCUUGUGUGCAAGCUAUUUGCAUGACAAGGCACUGCAAACUCUAUUUAGAGUUUCAAAACUUUACAAUUGCUCCAAUAAACCAGUGAAUGCAAGCGAGGAGCGAUUAGUUUCAGAGUGUUGCACUGUCUUUUUCUGUUCGAGUGUACUCCUACGUUUAUUUUGUAGCAUCAACACUCUGCACGUUGGAGUGGACUAUUUAAUUAUUUCUUUAUUAUACCUAAUAUUGGGGGGGUUGAAAAUUUGUUUUAGAGGGGUGGACAUUUUGUUUGGGGGAGGGGGGGGUUAUAGCUAAUAUUGGAAGGGUAGCACCCCCUUGCACCCCCCAGAAAAUCCGUCUAUGAUGUAGGGUGAUUAUACAGGGAAGGGUUGUCAGAUGAAGAUUGUGUAUGAUGGUCAAAGUGUGUCAGAUGGUUGUCAGAUAGUUGUCAGAUGGUGUACACACCCCCUGAGACGAAGUACAUAUAUUAUGGCCAACUAUGUAUAUAAAAAUAUAAUAUUAUAUCUCACAUUACGGUUCUCACGUGGGAAACGUAAUUCAAAGUAUUUAACAGAAUAUAUUUAAACAUGUACAUUUGACAGACAUGUUCGAGGUAAUAAAUAACAAUAUAAUAUGAAUAUAUUAUAUCUUACAUUACGGUUCUCAUGUGGGAAACGUAAUUCAAAGUAUUUGGCUAAAUAUAUUUAAAUGCAUUUGACAGACAUGUUCGAGGUAAUAAAUAAAAAUAUAAUAUAAAUAUACUUCACCACCUGACAACCGAUGGUUAUAUCUAUAUUGGACAUAUAUGUUAGAUACCACUGACCAUAUGUGAAACAAAAUCCCGCGUGUUUAUCCCGGGGGUUAACAGUGCCUGUUACCAAACCCAAACAAUUCCCCUUCCCCGAGGGACACUAUUUUUUACAAAAGACAACGAAUCCCCUCCUGUUCCUGGGGGUUCCCCCUGGGGUGUCCCUGGGGUCGACCCCCGGAGAAGCCGAUGAUAAGUGCAUGCAUAAGGUUCGAGUGAAAAUACCCAACCCCCGGAAUGUGCUUUACAGGAAAAUGGCUGGGCGAGGGGGAUGGGCACACUUGGAUUUGGCUGAUGCAUUAAAAGUCAUGGAAAAAGAAAAAACUUUUCAUAUUGCUACUAUAAAAUGGCUUAUUGUGCUUAUUCCUGUGCUUAUUCCAGACUGCUUGUCAAAUAUUUACUUGCAAGAAGUAGACAUUUACUCUGACCACUGGAUGAAGAAGACAUUAAAUAAGUACUGGUCAAUAAACAGAAAUGUAUUUUAUUUCAUACUAUUACAAUUUUAUUUUUAUACUAUAAAAAUAAUAUAUAAACAUGCAGCCUUGGACAUGCAGCAUAGAAUAUGCAAAUUCGAGGCAAAAUUAUUGUUGAAUCGGUUUAUUUAUAGGAUUUUAUAACAAAUAGCAACUAUAAAAGUUUAUACCUUGUCUUCACAUCGCUUUAUUCGAUCUGUUAGGGGCGACGUCCAUAUUCAAGUUGGCACGCAAAACGUCAAAUUGACGUUUUUAUGACAACCCACCCAUCCACCCUUGAAAACGUCAAGUGUGACGUAAUGAAUAUUUCAAAACUUUGAUCGGGUUUGAACGCUCCAACUAUCAAAGUUUUAUAUAUACCUUUUAAGAUAUUCUCUGGGUUAAUAUUAUAAACGUAUAUAAAUAUGUAGGAAACAAGAAAGACAAAAAUUCUACCAAGUAAGUUCUUCUUUAAUAUGCAAUAUUGAUAAAAUAUUGUAAAUAUAUUAACUUUUCCAUCGCGUAUCGAUACUAUUUAAUAAUAAUAAUAAUAGACUUUAUUUAAAGAAGGUAUUACAAAAACCAGUUUAGCAAAGCUAAUCUUACACUGGGCCUUCUAUAACUACGACUAUUAACAAACAAACAAAUAUAUUAGGUAACGUGGGGAAAAAUAUAUAUGGUAUAUAUACGAUAGAUUAGAGAUUACAUAUGACUACGUUUAAACUGUUUUUAAAAAGUAUUGAUAUGUUCUUAUUUUGAAUGAUGCAACCGAAGAAGAGUUUCUUAUCUCAAGUGGUAAACUAUUGUAAAGUGUUGCACCACUGUAUGGUAGUGCCUUUCGUCUGAUUGCCAAUUUAUUCCUUGAUACCCACAAAUCAUUGUCCGCGGAGAACUUCUGGUGAGUCGAUUAGUCACUGAUAACUUCAGUUGAAAUAAGUCACAAAUGUAUUCCGGUACCAAUUGGUUUCGAGCCUUGAAUACCAUAAUCGCGGUUCGUAGCUUGACUCUUUGUUGUAUAGGUAAUAUUUUAGCUGCUUUAAAUAGUGAUCCAGAUGAUGUUAGUCUUGGUGAUCAUAAACAAUUCUCAUUGCCAGGGACGCCGGAACUGGGGUGGCUUGCAACUAACGAUGAACAGUGGCUCAUAAAAACAUUCGCGUGAUUAGAAUCUUCAAUGUUUGUCAAGAACAACAACACUUAAUUGUUGUUUCCAAUGUGUACAAUAAUAAGUAAAAAAAACUUUGUGUGGUCUGAACGUGUUGGGCUAGAGACCUACUGGAAACCUUUGCAGGCUUUUUACUGUAAUGAGAAUAGAGAAUGUUUUAUCUGCAACUGUCCACCUUUAGUUGCAACCGACGGUAUUUGACAGCAUAAAAUUGCCUGUGGUUGUGAUAACUGAUAUAAAUAGAAUACAGUCUGGUUAUACCGACUUGAGCGUGUCAUGACAAACUCUUUAUUGGAAAAUUGCUCGGAAAAUUGUGAAGAAACAGUCGAACAUAGAGGGUCGAAUAUCAUACUUCAACUUGUAUAGCUACAGUAACAUUGGUACAUAGCGUUGUGAAGACAAGCCUUUUCUUACUUUUCGCUUCAGCAGUCUUUUCCAUGCUUCUCUACGCUUUCCCAAUAAUUCUCAGGCGAGGUUCUCUUUCCUCGGCAGUCUCCUCGAGCAAACGUUGUCGUCUUCGCUCCCUUCUUUUCGCUAGACGCUCUGCAUUCUUGUCGUUUCCUUGCCGCCCUUCAUGGCUCCAUAUCUUUUCAAUUGGUAUUUGAUACUGUAAUUGUUUGAUAAAAGUUUUAAUAAAACUAAUUGCUUUUAAAGCUGCCAAAUGUUUUUGCAAAUGUACAAAAAACUGUAGCGCAAAAAGCAAAAUACUUUCAUGAAGUAUCUGUCAGUUAAAGUCGUCAUUCGUCAUACAACAACAAAUUUUAAAUUUGACCAAUCGGUGUUCGCUAUUCAUGACAGUCCGCCAUAUUUUUGAGAUCAGUGAGGAUGACCACCCACGGUUGGUGACCCACGCCCGCGAUAUUUGAUGAACUUCAGACUUCCCUAAUGCUUUCGUUUCCCCUGGUGUAAAUAGCCGGGUGGAAUUAAUAACCUCGCACGGCGCUUCGCGCCGCCGGCUCGGGGACUAUUGGAAAUCAAUGGAAUAUAAUUCGGUUAAUUACAUAUUGUGUCUAUACAAUGUGCAAUGGUAUAGCAUGCUGAUAUUGCUAAGGAGAAAAUUGUCCUUGAAUAUGACACAUCACCGAAGCUCUCAGAUGUUACAGAAAAUGUAACUUUAUUAAUUUUAAGGUUACAGGACACCCUUUUUGGCGUUUUGCGGAAAAUCGCUGCUGCGCUCUCAAUAUCAGUCCAAUUUUCAUCAAAUUUUCACCAAAUGUUCUCCAGUGCAUGCGAAAUAUGGUAAAGUUGUAAAAUUAACAAACAAUAAAAUAAUGUAAGAAUUAUUCAGGAAAAUCUUAAAUCGCGGUAGCGUUACGCUUUUGAGUUGUGCUCCUGCCGGUUUUAAGUUAUAUUUAUGAAAAUAUCAUUUUUAUACAGUAAAAUAGUUGUUCUAAAAAACUGUUUUUCGGAAAUUUUUGUUUAUUUCGACAUUCCGCUGAUAUGGCGAUUUCUUUGACGACUCCAAUAUAUUUCUGAAUUGUUUGAGUGAAUUGCUCUUUAUUUUUACCGGCGAAAUUAAAAAAAAACGAAAACAAGUUUGAAACUGACGUCUUUAGCUAUGUCCUGUGAAACUUUGAGAAAUAUUGGUUAAAACCCGCAGGAGCACAACUCGUUUGAAAAUCAGUAAUUACCGUAAACUUUUUCGGGAGAAAAUUGAAUUUGAAUAUUACAUUUUCAAUGUGUUUCUUAUUGCAGCGAAAUGUAUUUUAUUAAAUAACUCCGCGAGUUUUCAACAUUUUUCGUUCAAACUUGGUCAGAUAGUAGAACUGGUCUAAUGCUUUCAUGGAAACCAAUAAAAAAAUUUUAGGCAAAAUUAACAUUCAAAGGUGUUCUGUAAUCUUAAAAAAAUGUUCUCGUUUUCCUUAGUCUUUAGAUUUAGUUAAGUCCUUCAUGCAGUCUACUAACCUACCCGAAGACGUGCAGGAUGAUGCUCUAUUUACAGCGAGAACCGCGCGUGAUGCUGUUCUGUCCCACCAGCUCCGCAUGGUCCACCAGGACGUAGCCAGGUCGGAUGUUAUCGACAGUCUUGGUGAAGAUUCCACGCUAAUCACGCAAGACUUUGCCAUGAAGUUCUUACCAGCCGAGUACCGAGAGCCACAGGCCGAAUUCUUUGGGAAAAGAGGGAUUUCGUGGCACCCAAAGUGGACGAAGCACCCACGGCUUGCCAAAGCAACAAAGGCGGUGAGAUGGUCGCGCAAACGUUCGUUCACAUAA